AUGAGAAUAUUAGGACAACUUUUAUUAUGUGCAUUAUUUACUUCAAUACCAGUUAUACACAGUUAUGUAGUAGAACGAAUAGUCAAUGGAGAUUUAGUUGAUAUCUCAGAGAUUCCCUAUCAAGCUGCGCUGAGACGAAAAACUUCAGCCGGGUGGAAGCAUUCGUGUGGUGCUGUAUUCGUCACCAGCAAAAGCGUUGUCUCAGCAGCUCACUGCGUAAUUAGUUACCAGCGCGACCCAUCGCAGCUUCAAGUAGCCGUGGGUACAUCGCAGCGUUCCGGUGGCAUAACCUAUUCUGUCUCCCAAAUAUAUUCCCACGAGAAUUAUUCUUCAGCUACGGUCGACAGCGAUAUUGCAUUGGUUGUUGUAACAAACCAUAUUACCUUUAGUGAAAGCGUGAUGCCGGUACAAAUUGCUCCUUCUCUUCUGCGCAUUCCAGCUGGAACUAAGGCUGUGGUCUCUGGAUUUGGAAAAACCGAUUAUGAAGGCGAGGCGUCUGAUCUUCGAUUAGCGGUAGUGGAUAUAGUAUCUCGCGACGAAUGUGCUCAAGCCUAUGCUAGCAUUGGUACUAUUACAGAAGGAAUGAUAUGUGCUGCUGGAAGAAACCCACCGAAAGACGCAUGCCAGGGUGAUUCUGGUGGACCUCUUGUUGUCAGCAAUACUCUUAUAGGCAUCGUCUCUUGGGGAGAAGGUUGUGCCAACAUUAGCUAUCCAGGUGUAUAUACCAAAGUCUCUCUGUAUACGACUUGGAUUCGUGAAAAAUUAAACGCAAUUAAGUAA
Messenger RNA from Leptosia nina, 780 nucleotides. The record is from the annotation of a GenBank genome assembly. Lineage: Eukaryota; Metazoa; Arthropoda; Insecta; Lepidoptera; Pieridae.